GGUCGUUUCGCUGUCGUCCGUUCUUUGCUUUUUGUUCCUGCCCUUCGUUCCUCGCUCCUGUCCGGCCCCUCCCCCUGCUGUUCUGCUGCGUUUCUCAUUCGCAUUCGCAUCCGUAUCCGCAUUGCAUUCUUCUGCUUCCCAGCCACUGCUCUGCUGCCCCUCCGCCUUCUCAGCCUCAUUACUGUCACUCUUCCAUCGCAUCACGUCGCAUCGCAUCGUAUCGCAUCGCAUCGCACCCCAUCGAUAUCCCGCCCCAUCGCCGCUGCAUCCCACUUGCACCUCUGCUCCUGCUCUGGCGCCCCGGCCCUGAAUCUUGUCCACCGGCUCCGUCGCAGCCCUGCUUUCAGCCAUGAGACGCUCCAGAGACCCCAAGUUCAGCCAUCCCGAGAACGAUGCCUCCUGGUUCUCGCUGCUCUUCUUCAACUGGCUCACCCCGAUUGUCCUCAAGGGCUACCGCAACCCCCUUCAGAUCGACGACCUCUAUCCGCUCAACCCAAAGCGCACGUCCGAUGACAUGUUCCACCGCUUCUGGACCGCCUGGAUGGCCGAGCGAGAGCAGCACCCGCUGCCGUCCGCCGACGAUUCCGAGCCCGGCCCCAAAAAGGGCACCGCCUCGGGCCCGUCCAUGACCCGUGCCCUUUGGGUUGCCUUUGGCCGCGAGUUUGUCGGCGUCUUUUGCGUCCGUGCAGUCUCUGAGGGCUGCAACAUCGCCUCUCCCAUCCUCCUCCUCAACAUCAUCAACUUUGUCACGGCCGCCUACUAUGGGACCCCGAACAGACCUGAUUGGUCUGGCUUUAUGCUCGUCGCUGGCUUGUUCAUUAUCCAGGUCAUCGGCAGUAUCGCUCAAAACAAGUAUGCCGAGCUGGCCUUCAAUCUCGGAAUCAAGAUCCGAACGAGUCUCGUCGCCUCUGUCUACCAGAAAGCCCUCCGACUUUCCCAAAAGUCUCGCCAGAGAUACACCCACGGCAUGAUCGUCAAUCUCAUGAGUGUCGAUACCGUUCGACUCGAUCGCACUACGGCCCUGACCCAAAACGCCAUGGCCGCUCCGUUUGUUGCCUUGGCCACCACCGCCAUCCUGAUCUACCUUCUCGGCCCGUCCGCUCUCGUUGGCUUCGCCGUCGUUGCCCUCAACAUCCCCAUUCAGCUUACUUUCACUCGAUUCCUGGUCUCCAAGCGUCGCCAUGGCGCCAAGGUCACUGAUCAGCGCAUCAAGGUCGUUCAGGAGGGCAUCGAGGGCAUCCGAGUGGUCAAGUUCCAGGGCUGGGAGCAGGCUGUGUUGGAGCGCUUGCGCAAGUUGCGUAUUUCAGAGCUCUCGUGGACCAAAAUCAUCCUCCUGACCCGAGCCAUGCAGACUGGUGUUUCCACCCUUCUCCCUGCCCUCGCUGCCAUCUGUACUUUCAUCGUCCACGAAGCAAUCAAUGGCUCGCUGAAUCCGGCGGUGGCCUUGGCCUCGCUUGCCCUCUUCGACUGCAUGGCUUCUCCGCUGCGAUGGCUGCCCCAAGCCAUGGGCGCCAUCGCCGAUGCCUCUGUCUCGAUCAACCGUCUGCAAGGUCUCUUCCUCAGCGAGGAAAUCGUCCCGCAAAGCUACCUGCCUUAUGAGCCCAACCCCGAGAAGCCUCUGGACUGGGUUCUGCGAAUCGAAAAUGGUCUGUUCCAGUGGGCCGAGACCAUUGACGUCCACAAAGCCACCACCUCUGCUCCCGAAAAGAAGAUUCGAAAUCGCUUCCGGCAUCGCGCCGAGGCGCACGAGAUCGCACUGGAGAGCAAGGUGACCAGCCCACCCGUCGUUGCCGAGCUGUCCAACAUCAACAUCCGCAUUCCCGAAGGCGCGCUGGUGUGCAUCAUUGGUCCUGUCGGCGCGGGCAAGUCGUCGCUGGUUCAAGCCAUGGUCGGAGAGAUGGAGAAGUUUGGCGGUCGGCUCGAUAUCCGCGGCAGUGUCUCGUAUACCCCACAGAGUGCCUGGAUUCGCAAUGCAUCAGUCAAAAACAACAUCCUCUUUGGUCUCCCCUACGAUGAGGCAAAGUACAAACGGACCCUCAAUAUCUGCUCGCUGGAGAAGGACAUGGAGAUUCUGCCCGAUGGCGACGCGACCGAGAUUGGCGAGCGUGGAAUCACCUUGAGUGGUGGACAGAAACAACGAAUCAGCUUGGCGCGUGCUGUGUAUUUCGAUGCAGAUAUUGUGAUUCUCGACGACCCUCUCUCGGCAGUCGACGCUCACGUCGGCGCUCACAUUCUCAAACACUGCAUCUUGGGCGAGAUGAAACGCAAGACCCGUAUUCUCGUCACCCACCAGAUCCAUGUGGUUGACAAGGCCGACUGGGUUAUCUGUGUCAACAACAUGGGAAUCGUUGAGCAGGGCACAUACGCGGAUCUGAUGCAAAGCUCGAACGGAUAUCUCGCUCAAAUGGUUGAGCAGUACGGCCGCCAGGAGGCUGAGAAGGAGCAGAAAGGGCAGCAAGAAGAAGCCAUGGUCGUAGAGACCGCCGAGGCUGCCACUGCGGAGGCUACCAAUGCCGAGGCUACCAAUGCCGACCUCACUAUCCAGCCUGAAGAGAAGAGCCCGACAGAGUCCGAGAAGGCUGCCCCCAAGAACGACGCCCCCGCCAAGCUGAUGACAGCCGAGGAGCGCACCACCGGUAGCCUCCCGAUCACCAUCCUCUUCAGCUACAUCCGCGCGCUCGGGGGCUUCUUCCGUGCUGGUUCCGUGUUCCUGUAUCUGCUUCUCUCCCAAUCGUCUAACGCGGGACAAAAUUACUGGCUCACGAUGUGGAGUUCCAAGCAAUACCCAUUCUCUACUCAGGUGUACAUGGGUGUCUACGGCGGUCUUGGUCUGUUUCAGAUGGUCAUGGUUAUCUUCAGUGGCUACGCUGUGGUCACAACAUGCUUGCGAGGUGCCCGUUUCCUUCACGACCGGGCCAUCCGCAAGGUCUUCCGCUCUCCCGUCACAUUUUUCGACACUAAUCCCGUUGGCCGCAUCAUGAAUCGCCUCAGUCGCGACGUCAACGAUGUGGACAAUGAAAUCCCUGAGAACUUGAGAAUGUUCAUGGACAACUCGGCCGCGCUGCUGGUGGUCCUUGUUAUGAUUGUGGUUGUCUACCCCAUUUUCCUCGUGCCGCUGGUGCCCAUCGUCUUUGUCUUUUACAUGAUCCAGAAAUACUAUCGCACCACCGCUCGCGAGCUGAAGCGCUUGGAUAGCAUCAGUCGUUCCCCACUCUAUGCACACUUUGGAGAAACCCUGAGCGGUCUAGCCACUAUCCGCGCCUUCCGAGUCCAAGAGCAGUGCAUCCAAGAGAACAAGCACUACAUCGACUACAACAAUCGGGUCUACUACAUCCUCUCGCCCAUUCGCCGUUGGCUCGGCGUGCGUCUCCAGAUCCUGAGUGCCAUCGUUGUGCUCGCUGCCACCCUGAUCUCGACCCUCUCUCGAUACGGUACCAUUCUUCCUUCCAUUAGUGGACUGGUGAUGACCUACUCGCUCCGAGUAUCCUCCAGUCUCCAGAUCCUGAUGUUCCUGAUGACUGAAGUCGAAAUGCAGAUGAACUCGGUUGAGCGCUUGGCUUACUAUGGCGAGGAGCUGGCUGAGGAGGCGGCCGAGGUUAUCGAGGGCAAUCGCCCGUCCAGCGACUGGCCUGCUGCUGGCGAGAUCGACAUCAAGAACCUGACCCUCAAGUAUCGUCCGGAGCUGCCGCCUGUGCUGAACAACGUCAGUCUCAAGAUCAAUGCCGGUGACAAGAUUGGCAUCGUUGGAAGGACCGGCGCCGGCAAGUCCACUAUCCUGGUUGCGCUUUUCCGCUUGAUCGAGAUGGCCGAGGGACAAAUCAUCAUCGAUGGUGUCGAUAUCUCCAAGAUCGGUCUGCACGAUCUGCGCCGCCAUCUGUCCAUCAUCCCCCAGGACCCUGUUCUGUUCUCUGGCACGGUGCGAAGCAACCUCGAUCCCUUCGACGAAUACUCUGACCAGGAGAUCUGGGACGUUCUCAACCGCUGUGGCGACAUUGGCAACACCAUCAGCACCAACCCAGGCAAGCUCGAGAUGCUCGUCAGCGAGCACGGCGACAACUUCUCGGUCGGGCAGCGGCAGCUGCUGUGCCUCGGUCGUGCCAUGCUCCGGCAUUCGUCGAUUGUUGUGAUGGACGAGGCCACAGCCUCGGUCGAUCUCGAGACGGACCGCCUGAUCCAGGAAACCAUCCGCAACGACGAAAAGUUCAAGCACCGCACCGUCGUCACCAUUGCCCACCGACUCAACUCGAUCAUCGACUACACAAAGAUUGUCGUGAUGGGCCACGGCAAGAUCCUCGAGCUCGGCGCUCCCUGGGAGCUUCUGGAGCACGAGUCCUCUGAAUUCCACAAGCUGGUCAUGGAGACGGGCGAAGCGAACGCAGAGCUGCUGAAGGAUAUGGCUAUCAGCGCCAAGGAGGUGCAGGCCAGCCAGCAGUCGGGCGCCCAGUAAAUCCAUCGCCGAGGCAUGAUACCGGUCCUCCAGCCUCGUUCAAUGCCCUGUCCCGCCAUUUACCCCCCCCCAGUUUGACCGUUCCCCCACACAUGGUGCAUAUACGGUUACGCACUUCUUUCAUUUGUACCGCUUCAGUCAAUAUCUCCAACAACUCCGGUCUCGACAGUGGUCUAUGUGAUUAUGUGGCUCUGCGAGCGGGCGACCAUGCUCCCAAAGAAAGAGAGCGACCAUGCCCUCAAAGAAAAAGGGCGACCAACCCGAGCUCUUUCAAAUUGAUUCCAUUCCAUAUCAUCUUCAUCUUCAGUUUCAUUUUCAGUUUCAGCCUUAGCUUCAGUACCAGUUUCAGCCUUGGCUUCAGUUUCAGUUUCCAUUUUUUUCAGCUCGAGCACCCGCAUCGACCCCAUUUUCCGCUUCCUCUUUCCCACUCUGGUUGCCCUGGCACACCUCAUGCUCUUCAAGUCUUUGGACACAAUACAUUGCAAUAUCCCCCAAGCUA
This is a messenger RNA of Polychytrium aggregatum, 4946 nucleotides long. Its product is annotated as P-loop containing nucleoside triphosphate hydrolase protein. The coding region runs from base 350 to 4447 and encodes 1365 amino acids. Lineage: Eukaryota; Fungi; Chytridiomycota; Chytridiomycetes; Polychytriales. The record is from RefSeq and is a predicted model, not a curated record. Gene Ontology annotation, biological process: transmembrane transport. Gene Ontology annotation, cellular component: membrane. Gene Ontology annotation, molecular function: ATP hydrolysis activity; ATP binding; ABC-type transporter activity. The transcript has 23 exons.